AGGGAGGCAAGACCAAGACACAGCGGCACUCUAACUGUAUGCAAAUAAGGGUGCGUUGCAUGUUGUGUUUUCGGGCUCACUGCAUGCUCCUAUCCAAACACUUCAGGCUAAAUCACUGUGCUCCCCCUCUGCCGACCGGUCUCCCUCCUUACGCCCUUCCAUGCGGCAGCCAUGUGUCACACGUCUCACCCCACAUAACCACGAAAGAAUGGGGAUCGAGUUUGGAACCAAAUAUUUUGCCUUUCCGCUCUCCGAGUUGCAGCAACGAAAGAAACUCUACUUCAUCAUCCGCCGCCAUCCACCAACACCGUACUGGACCGAGCGGGAAAUAAACCGACCCCAUACCCCUUCCAACAUCAGUCUAAGAAUGAGAAACAUGAUCUCAACCCACGUGAUAACCCCAGUUGCAUGCCCGCCCUUCCAUCUACAGGACACCCAAACUCCUAUCUCUCACAUAUAGCAUGCCAUAAUAAUACAAACGUUGUAACCAAGCAGCCCACGAACCGGCCCCUCAACCGGCCCCCGCGAACCCGAGACCGAGUGGAUAAGGGAACUAACCACCUC
Canariomyces notabilis is the source of this 564-nucleotide messenger RNA. RefSeq lists its product as uncharacterized. The transcript has a single exon. The record is from RefSeq and is a predicted model, not a curated record. Bases 161 to 460 code for a protein of 99 amino acids. Lineage: Eukaryota; Fungi; Ascomycota; Sordariomycetes; Sordariales; Chaetomiaceae.